Molecule: messenger RNA, 3793 nt
Organism: Temnothorax curvispinosus
Lineage: Eukaryota; Metazoa; Arthropoda; Insecta; Hymenoptera; Formicidae
Product: glucose dehydrogenase [FAD, quinone]-like
Exons: 7
Coding region: 378-2321 (647 amino acids)
Molecular function (GO): oxidoreductase activity, acting on CH-OH group of donors; flavin adenine dinucleotide binding
Source: RefSeq, a predicted model, not a curated record
CAAGUUCUCUUCUCCUCCACCAUACGCGAGUAUGCGCGGUGUUCCCGCAGUGCUCCUUGUCAUCCGAAAUGUAAAUCGUGAUAGGAUUCAUUUUUUCCCUAUAUAAACCAGUAUAAAUUCUUCGUUCGCGGUAUAACGUCUUCUGCACGGGACGAUAACGACAAGCUGAAUGAAGCUACGGGAGCUUUGCAGGCUUUGCUAUACCGGCCGGAAAUAAUAUCGUUACGUAAAAGAUCGAGACGAAGACUCGGACGAUGACGUCACACCACGUGUAUCUUCUUCGUCAACGAAUGUUUCUGACCACACGCGAUGAGUUUCUCGAUUAGUGCAUAUAGUGUGGUCGUAGUUAUGCUGUCCCUUUGGCUGUGCCGAGCGACAUGCGGUGGUACUUGAUUUGGUUAGCCUUGGCGCAUUAUAUUAUCACUACUCCAGUCAAGGCACAUCAGUCACGUCAAGCACCCAGCGACUAUGCGGCCACCGAAUGUUGCUCCUGCCGGUUCGAGGAUACGCGAUACAUGAGUCGAGUCUGUGGUGUCGGUAGUUUUAUGACGUUGGUUCAACACGCGAUGUCCUCCAGAUGCGACAUUGCUGAUCCUUGUCGACGACUGGGCAGAGACGAAGCACCGAACGAAAACGAAUGGUUCGACUUUAUAAUUGUCGGCGCAGGUGUGGCCGGGCCAAUAAUCGCGAGAAGAUUGAGCGACGAUCCACGGCGAAAGGUUUUGCUCAUCGAAGCUGGCCCGGAAGAACCUAGUAUGACAGCUAUACCAGGAUUUGCGUUCACGGCCAUAAAUACGUCUCUCGAUUGGAACUUCAAGACGGAACCAACGUUCGCGCACCCUACCGCCUGUUUAGAAACGGGCGGCGUCUGCACUUGGCCAAGAGGUAAAAUGGUCGCCGGAACUGGCGGUUUGCACGGUAUGAUGUACAUCCGAGGACACCCUGAAAUCUACAAUCGUUGGGCGCGGGAGGGUAACUUGGGUUGGUCCUACGACGAGAUCAGUCAUUAUUUUGAACGGGUGGAAAAUCCAAUCGAUCCAACAAUCUUGUCGGAUAAGCCUAGAACCCUGAACCAGGGCGGCCCGAUGAAUAUUCAGUAUUAUCCGCACAAGCCGGAUUUUGCGGACGUACUGUUGGCAGCCGCUGGUGAGCUAGGUUACAGAACCUCUCGGUUGAAGGAAUACAGCCAAACCGGCUUCAUGAUUGCGCCGAUGACGACCGACAGUGGCAUGCGUCUCACGACUUCGAGAGCAUAUUUGAGACCUAUUCACGACCGCAAAAAUCUGCGAGUGCUGACAAAUGCGCGAGUCACCAAGAUCUUGAUUAGCCCGUGGGAGCAGAAAGCUUACGGCGUGGAACUAGUGGAUAAAAACGGCUACAAGAGGAUGGUGAAAUGCGAUAAGGAGGUGAUUCUGACAGCUGGUGCUAUCGGUUCACCGCACAUCUUGAUGAAUUCUGGCGUGGGACCCGAAAAGGAUCUUAGCAAGUACGGUAUUAAAGUGUACAAAGACCUGCCGGUUGGUAAGAAUCUGCACAAUCAUGUAUCCGUGGGGGUGCCCAUGAGCAUCAGGGAUAUCCCAUACGAGAUUAUGACCAUGGACGCCGUGAAUGAAUAUUUGGAGAGCAAGACGGGUCCGUUAGCCAGCACCGGUAUCACUCAAGUCACUGCUUUCCUCGAGAGCAGUUACGCGCGCAACGGCAUACCGGAUAUCCAAGUCUUCUUCGACGGUUUCAGUUCCCGUUGUCCGAAAACUGGUCUACCUAACGAGUGCAUCAACAACGAUAAGCUUCAGUCCGCGUGUCCAGACAGAAGAGAGAUCGUGGCGAGACCUACGGUGGUUUACACGGAGAGUCGAGGCGACUUGAAACUUGGUUCAAAUAAUCCUUUGGAUCCACCGCUGAUAUAUCCAAAUUACUUUACAAACGAAAAGGAUCUGACGCGUCUGCUCGAAGGUGUCAAAAAGAUUAGCAAGCUCGUUGACACGCCCGCCAUGAAGAAGUGGGAUCUUCGCUUGGAACAAACGACGACAAGUCCAUUGUGUAGGGACUACCACUUUGGCACGGACGCUUUCUGGAUGUGUCAAGCAAGGGCGAAAACUGGACCGGAAAAUCAUCAAUCUGGGACAUGCAAGUUGGGACCGAGUACCGAUCCAAGCGCGGUUGUAGAUUCGGAACUUCGAAUACACGGUAUAUCGAAUAUCCGCGUCGCCGACGCUUCCAUCUUUCCCCGUGUGCCAAACUCAAAUCCCAUCGCUGGAAUCAUGAUGGUAGCUGAAAAGGCAGCUGAUAUGAUAAACAAUGCUUGGCCACAAAAAUUUUAGAUGUACAAGUUUUUGGUACACUAGAUUGCAAUAAAAUUGGUGGUAAAUCAAGUAUUAUUUCCUCUUUUUUUCUUAAGAUGUAAUUUUUAGUUGUAGUUUAAACCAAACUUUGUACUUGUAACGUUACAUUCGUAGAUAUUCACGUGCAGAUAUUUCGAUAUUCGUGUAUAGGUACGCGCAUAUGAUGCAAGAACAGUCGCCCGUACAUACAUGUAAAAGCUAAUUUUUCUACAUUUUAUUUUUUAAAAGUAAAAGAUUCUAGAAAUUUUUUUAUUCCUUAAAUGAUUCAAUUGAUUUUACAGCAUGUUUUUAAGAGAUACCAGAUGUUUUAUUAAGCUCACGAUUAAUUACAUCGUGUAAUCUUAAUUUAUAGCUUAAACGUUUUGAUAACUUAUUUAGUAAUUUUUUGUUGUAUUCUUGAUAUAGGAGAUUAUACGGCACACUUCGCGCCGGAAAUCUGAGCCACACGCAGCGUUCGCGCUGACAAUGAGUUACAGCGUCUACGUUUACGUGCGCAUUAAUUUAUUGUUAUUUAAUUGAUGCAGCAUACGAAGCACUUUUCUCGUGUUUACCGAAUCUAUAGUGCAUAUCAGUCACGCGCGAUUUACAGCCAGUAAGAAAAAGAAAUUACAAAAAAUUGUGUCUUUUCUCACAUCAUCUCUUAUCAUUUCCAUUUCCAUGAUUUUUGAUGGACGUGUUAUGACGCAUAGCAAAGUUCCGAAAUGGACAUGCAGUUGGCCAAGUUAAUAAUAGAGGUAUGUUGCAAGAUGUAAUCUGCCUCGAGUCGUGAUUAAUAAUACGUGAAUUAAUGCCAUUGUCGAUACUUUUCUCUCUCUCUCUCUUCGGAUCAGAUAUGUACUGCGGAAAUAUGCGUGGCGAUAGGAUUAUACUCUUCGUACUCUUUAUCUUGCGAAAAAAUACUAUAAUAUCUUCAAUGCAAAAGUAUUUGUACCACGAGUUGGAAGAAGAUAAUAGUAACAUCAUGACAUAUGACAAAAAUGUUGUGACAAACGAUAUAUAGAGAUAUGAGCUCAUAAAAGUAUCUUAUAAAUUCGAAAGAUAAAAACAUCCAUCUGUAUAUAUAAGAUGGUUACGUACAAAAUACGAGAUUCAAUAUACUAACUAUUUUACAAUAUACGUUACACGAAUAAAGUCUAAAAUGUUUGCGCGUCUAUUUAUAAUAUUCGUAAUUUUUUAAAUAUAAUAUUAUAAAUUUUAUUACAAGCCCUUCUCCGCUCCUCUCUCUUAAGAUUUUUGAAACACAUCAUGUACAUACUAUAAGUAUACACAUCGUCGUGUAUAAUCCUUAUAGAAUUGGAAUGGAAAGGCAAGAUGUAACGAAAAGAUUUCAAAAUCAUUUGGCGAAAGUAAAACUUUCUUCAUCCGUGUACAUGCGUAAGUAAGCACGCGUCUAUAUAUAAAGAUAGAUAAUCUACAUAUAAACAAUAAUGCUUAAAAAAUUUUUGAAUAUG